AUGACCCCUCCGCAGAUCCUGUCGCUUCACCAUGGCGUACAUGCCAUCGGCAGCGGAGGGCGCCGUCACCAGCUCGGACAGCUGUUGCCGCAUCAACGCCGUGCCGACAGCUUCGACGACCAACUCGCUCAACGUCAGGCUCAGGCCCAGGUCCAAGACUCGCUCACCGGCUACACCAGCGAGCUGGAACAGUCGACAGGGGCAACCAUGUCCUUGGAUCCCCGCUCAUCGGACUCGACGAGCCUGUCCCCCCUCAGAGAGUCAUUUCCCCAUCACCGUGAGUUGCUGAAUCUGUCGCCAGACUCGCUCGGCCCACUCGUGUUCGCGCAACGCCUUAACUGAAUUGACCAGCCCCUUGCGUUUGUGGUCAGGCGCGAGUUACCACGCUGCUGCCAAGAAGCUCGCCCAAAAGUCGGGACGAUGUCAAACUCGCCCACCAGGGAUUGAUGCGCGUCGGAUGGACCUGCCCAAAUUGCAAGCGCCGUGCGUGGUCCAGGUGGUUGAUUGCGCCAAAGACGUGAGUAAUCCUUGAUGCUAAAUUCGGGGAAAGCGAACCGAUCUGAACCUUGUACGUCUCUUCCACAACGUUGCUGUUUGAUCGACCAGUUUGUACAAUUUCGAGUCUUUGACAACUCAACGCUGGGCGCCUUCCUUGAAGAGCCGCGACCCGUCAAAUCCAAGCUCCGAUACAUUCAUGUCAAUGGGCUGAGCUGGGAUGUGAUCAAACCUCUAGCCCUCAAGUUCGACUUGCAUCGACUUUCGCUCGAAGACAUGGCGAGUUCGUCCCGAACGUUGCCGAUGCAUCACCCAACGAAAGCUCACAUCCCGCACGGCUCUCGCAGAUUCAUCAUCACGGCACCUCGGCCACGAGGACAAGCCUAGGGAGCAAAGCCGAUUACUUCCGUCAGCACCUCUUCGUCUCUCUGCUGAUGCAGAAUUUCGUGAACGAGUUGGAGGAGGUGGACGGAAACGUCGACGCUCCUUUCGACCCGUCCGCAGCACCUUGUCCUAUCCGGGACGCGCGCCGGUCCCAUCUCGACGAGGAAAAUAUCAUUGGGUCGCCCGACCACAAUUUCGAUGACACUCGACAAGCCUAUAUAGAGGAGCAUGCCUUUUUAAGCCACGCCGCAUAUGUUUUAGCGCUCCAUGAGGCGUUUGAGCGUCUGGAAUCCUGCUCGCCUGUGGGGCCAAAGAACGGCCAUGAGGUAGGAGUAUACUGGGCUUACUACCGAGCGGAAGAUCCAAGCUGAACUAAUUAUAUCCGCUGUCUUCAGCUCGUGUACACGAACUCGGCCGAGGCCGAUCCCUUUUUCGAGUCGCCCAGGGCCCACAGUCAAUCGAACCGACUGAAGCAAAAUGAGCGUCGCGCAGCUCGAUGGACCGUCGCCGAGCUGACCAAGGAGGCCAAAGUUCGAAUCAGCGUCGAGCAGCUGAGCGUCUUCCUGCUCGACUCGACGGUGAUCUCUUUCAGUCAGGACCCGGGCUUUCAUCCCCAAGUAUCCUCAGUGUUCGAUCGCAUGGCGUCGCAGGAUGACCUAAUUCGGGACUCGGAACAGCCCUCUAUGGUGUUGCAGGCCUUGAUAGAUGUUGUCGUUGACGAUGCUCUCGUUAUUGUCGACGAGUUCCGGGACCGCCUGACACGUAUCGAAGCCACUGUGCUGGCCCAUGCGGACGAUGACGAUGUCAGAAGGUUGCACAUACUUAGCUCACAGGUAAGAAUCAGCUCACAGACCGGAAUCAGGAUGAGACUUACGGGGCUGGCUCGCUUUUUCACGUUCUGACACAAGAUACUUCUUUGCCUGAUCCAUUUGCAGCUCUUGCUCCUCAAAUCGACCUUCUCACCACUUCAGCUUCUCAUCUCCUCUUUACGCACGCAAGACGAGGCCAAAUACGCUGCAACCUUGCACCACAAUUCGACCGACCCGGUGAAUGCCACGAAUCGCAGAGGCUGGGUCACGCAUCAAGCACGAUUGUACCUCGGCGAUGUCCUGGAUCACAUCGAGAGCGUUCUCGGCGAUUUCGAGCUCUUUUCGAACAUGAGCGAGAAUCUGAUCUCUUACGCCUUGUGAGUCGAGUCGACUUGGACUCGUUGGUACUAUUCGGCAUGCUGUCGGUAAUGACUCACACUCGUCUUUUGACGGUAUGCUGCUUCUGAACCCGGCGCAUCCCCAGUAAUAUGAGCGCUCAGCAGACCAACAGUUACAUGCAGGCACUGAGCGUCUUGUCAAGUUGCUUCCUCCCUCUGACGUUCCUGUCGGGCUACUUCGGGAUGAACGCAAGUCCUAGGUUUACGUUGCGCGGCGCAGUGCGUGCUUUACGAUGUCUGACCCCGGAAGCUCGUGCUCACAAACAGUUCGAACGAUUUCCCCAUGUCCUCGACGGUGAUGUCAGCUAGUAAGUGGCCGCAGUCGAGGCUUGUGAUAUCACCCGACCGCUAAAUCGGUCGCGUCGGCAGCUUCUGGAUCAUCGCUGUACCAGUGUCGGCUGCGACGGUGAUUCUGUUCUCAUGGUGA
Molecule: messenger RNA, 2513 nt
Organism: Microbotryum saponariae
Lineage: Eukaryota; Fungi; Basidiomycota; Microbotryomycetes; Microbotryales; Microbotryaceae
Source: the annotation of a GenBank genome assembly